Messenger RNA from Chionomys nivalis (European snow vole), 2092 nucleotides. RefSeq names its product HIRA interacting protein 3 (gene Hirip3). The transcript has 5 exons. Lineage: Eukaryota; Metazoa; Chordata; Mammalia; Rodentia; Cricetidae. The record is from RefSeq and is a predicted model, not a curated record. Bases 455 to 1906 code for a protein of 483 amino acids. Gene Ontology annotation, cellular component: nucleus.
CCGCCCCUCAGGAGCGGCGUCACUGCGCGUGCGCAAACUGCUGUCAAACUCACUGAAGGCGGCCCGGAAGAAAAAAGGCGGGAGCUACCAAUCCCCGGUGGCGCAAAAUGGCGCCGGGAGGUGAGAUGCUGGAAUUCACGCACAGCUUCUUCUGAGGUUCCCCUGACCUCAGGUGCAUAGGGAAGAGUUUGGAUUGGAAAGGGCAGAAGUCGGACUGGGACUCUGUCUUGACACGUGUCUUUGUAGCACGGUUACGCACGCCAUCGUGCGACAGCAAUUUCUGACCCACGUGGGCCAGGAUCACCUUGAACCUGAGGAGAAGCAGGCUUUGAAGCGGCUGGUGGAGGAGGAGCUGCUGAAGAUGCAGGUGUGGGCGUGAGCCUGGUGAGCCUGGGCCAGGAGAGACAGGGUUUGUUGCUGCGGGGUUGGGACAACCUUGGUUCGGUUUGCCCUCAUGCUGCACCCACAGACGGAUGCUGGUACCAGGGAAGGAAAGCUAGACUUCAUCAAAGUGAAGAGGUCUCCUGCUCCCGGCAGUGACCCAGAGGCAAAAAGGUUCCGCUUCAAUUCAGAGUCAGACUCCAGCUCUACACCAUCCAGUCCAGACUGCUCAGGACGCCCAACAAAGAACAGCACAACCAAGGAGAAGUCAUGUUUGAGGAGAGCCGUAAAGAAAGCAGUUGAGAGCACAGAUGAAGAACAGCAAACAGACCUGGCGCCCAAGAUGGGAUUAGAGAGCAGUGAGGAGGAAGGGGAGGGCUCUGUCUGGAAGGAAGAGGACACUGAGGAGGAGGAUGGGGAAAAAGAGCAGAAGGCUGGGGCUAAAAAGAAAGCUGGGACCAAGAACGAGCAAGCACCAAGCAAGGCUUCAGCCACUGAGCAGCAGGUUAGGGAAGAAAGUGGAAGCAGUGAAGAAGCUAUGCAGGGUAGAGCAAAGAUGGGGGAAAGAACAGGUGCUAAACGCCACAAGGAAAGUGACGACAGUGACGAGGAGACCCUAGCCAAGAAGAAAGAGCACAGGGAACCCAGACAGAAGAGCAACAAAGGGAAGAGAAAGAGCUCUAAGCAGAAAAGCCGGGCUGGGAGGCGAACUAGAGGCAUGGGAGACAGUGAGGAAGAGAAGGGAAAGGGGGCAGUAAGUAGUGGGGACAGCAGUGGGGAGGAAGAGGAGGAAAACAGGAGCAAGGCCGGGUCCCAGACUGAGAGCAGAAGGCAGAGUGCCAGCAGCGAGGACAGUGAGAGCAGCACGCAGGAGCCAGCAGCUGCUCAGGACACUACAGAGACAGGCACGCGAGGCACGCUAGACAGCAGUAAUGGGGAGAGUGAUGUGGAGAGGGAAGGGAGUGACUCCCAGGCAGGAGAGAGCACCAAAGAGGAGAGGAAGAACCGCUCCUCCAAGAAGAGCUCCAAGAAAGGCAAAGCACGAAGUUCUUCUUCCUCAUCAGACUCAAGUCCAGAACCCACAAGCCAGAAGGCUAGGUCUCGACGCUGUGGAGAGGACCAUCCAGCUGUGGUGAGACUAAAGCGUUAUAUUCGGGCUUGUGGUGCCCAUCGGAACUACAAGAAGCUCCUGGGGUCCUGCCGCUCCCACAAGGAGCGCCUUAGUGUCCUUAGGGCUGAGCUGGAAGCGCUGGGCAUGAAGGGCAAUCCUUCUUUGGAGAAGUGUCGGGCCCUGAAGGAGCAGCGAGAAGAGGCAGCUGAGGUGGCUUCCUUGGAUGUUGCCAAUAUCAUCAGCAGUUCGGGCCGACCACGAAGAAGUAAUGCCUGGAACCCUUCAGGGGAAGGAAUCGCCCCAGGGGAGCUUUAUCGCCGAACCCUGGAUUCAGAAGAGGAGCGACCACGCCAAGCACCUCCAGACUGGUCCCAUAUGCGGGGCAUCAUUAGCAGUGAUGGUGAGAGUAGCUGAACUCCAUGCUCCAGCAGGGACCCUGUCCUGCUAUACAAAGAGCCUGUGGCACUGAAGCAGUCUUAAAAAGAUACUAUAGCCCCAAGGACCUAAGUUGUAGGCACAGUAUUCAAUUUUAUGUUCUCUAAGGUUUGGGGGUUUGUGGGUUUCUGUUUUUAGAGUCAAUAAAGUAAUGUUUGUAAUUAC